CCGCUGGACCGUCACAUGGAGUGGGGACGGGGCGGCCGCUGAGCCCAGCCCGGAGAUCGGCCCGAGCCAUGGCUCCCACCCACAAAGGGAAGAGGAAACGGUCAGAGGGGGGUGACCCCCCAGAUGCUCCCGACCAGCCUGCAGCGUCUCCGAAGCCGGACAGCGAGGAGGGCCAGAGCCCAGCAGAGCCAGCGGAGUCCCCUGAGCCAAGCGGGGAGCGAGAGGAAGAGCAAGCGUUCCUUGUCAGCCUCUACAAGUUCAUGAAGGAUCGCCACACGCCCAUCGAGAGGGUACCCCAUCUCGGCUUCAAGCAGAUCAAUCUGUGGAAGAUCUACAAGGCAGUAGAGAAGCUCGGCGCUUAUGAGUUGGUGACUGGACGUCGUCUCUGGAAGAACGUGUAUGACGAGCUGGGGGGCAGCCCCGGCAGCACCAGUGCUGCCACUUGCACCCGCAGGCACUAUGAAAGGCUGGUCCUCCCCUACGUGAGGUUCCUGAAGGGAGAAGACGAUAAGCCGCUGCCCCCGGCCAAGCCCCGGAAACAGUACAAGGUCUCCAAAGAGCCCAAGGGGGACGAGGCUGGGGACAAGCAACGGAGAGCAUCCAGGAAGGAGCGGGGCGGGGACCAGAUGGUGCCUGAGAAACCCCAAGCGGAGGCCUCGCCGGGGCCAGUGGGAGGCCAGGGCGAGGAGUUGAGCGGGGAGGGCCCGGCCCACCGGCCCCAGGCCGCGCCCUGUCCCGCCGCCUGCCCGGCCGAGGCCUACACGCGCCUUCUCUCCAGCUUCUACUGCCGAGGGACCCACGGCAUCAUGUCCCCGCUGGCCAAAAAGAAGCUGCUGGCCCAGGUGAGCAAGGCAGAAGCCCUGCAGUGCCGGGAUGGGGCCUGCCAGCAUGGGCCGGGCGGCUCCACCGACCCCGGGCCCGGCCCACUCUUGCAGGGUCGGCAGAGCCCCGGCCUGGGGCCAGCCCGGACCCGGGGGUCUCCGGCCCCCACCCGGCGGCUGGGCCCGGGCGCCCCGGCCCUGCAGGCGGCCCCCAGCCCUGGGGCGGGAGCCCCGGCCCUGGAAGAGGAAGACGUGGAGGAAGACAUGGAGGAGGAGGAGGAGGUGGAGGAAGAGGACGGAGGCCCGGCCCGCCUGCGGCCUCCGGGAGCCCCGGUCUUCACGGGCUGCUUCCACACGUGCCGCCCCGAGGUGCUGAAACCGCUCAGCCGCCACCCCCGGGACUAUCUUCCCGGCUUCCAGGACUCCUCGGCCACAGCCUUCGGGUUUCUUGGGAAGGAGGCGGAGAAGCCCGCCGGGCCCCCGCGGCUGACCUGGGGAGGGGAGCGGGGACGUUCCUCCGCUUUCCAGCAGGGAGGGUCCGGCCGGAGUGGCCCCUACCCCCGGCCCAAGGCCUGCUGGGUGCCCCCCAUGGCCCAGGCUGCGCCCAAGGGCCCCGCCAAGCCGCCCUCCUUUCCCGGCGGCGCGGGCCUCGAGGCCGGCCUCCGCGGCAAGCGGAGCCUGGAGGAAGGCGGCCUGGCCCAGGGCAAGAAGCUGCGGGCUGUGUCCCCCUUCUUCAAGGAUGGGGGUGACCCCUCCCAGGACGCAGGCGCUAAGCAGGCCGGGCCCCACCUGCUGGGCCCGCCCCUCGGGCCCCAGGCCCCAGACGGCUACAGAGGCACCAUGCUGCGCUUCCCCCUGAACUUUGCCAGCCACUCCGACCCCGGCAAGGGCCCGGCCGGCCUGCCCUUCGGCCCCCUGGUCAUCCCGGCCAUCCCCGCCCACCUUCUGGCCACCUCGGCCACCGCCCCGCCUGGCCCGGCGGGCCUCGUGCCCCUGUCUCCCCCGACCUUGGACGGCGGCCUUCGCCACAGACUGUACCCUGUCUCCGCCUGGCACGUGCAGCCCGCCUUCGCCACCCCACCCCUCCGCGCCUUCCACCUUAACACAAAGCUGUAGACAGCGGGCUCCCCCGGCCAGCUGGACUGCGGGACCCCUGGGUCCCAGCCCCGCUGGACCUCGAGGCUUCUCGGGCCGGAGCAGGCAGCGGAGGGCGGAGUGGCCCGGGGCAUGGAGAGAGUGCCGGAGUUUGUGUGGCAGCGCCUGCCUGGCUCUGGGCCGCCAAGUUCCUGGGUUCCUUGGGCGUCCGGUACCGGAGCCGCCGUUGACCUGGCUGAGGAUCCAUGUGGCGUGGCCAAGCUGUGUCCGGAUCUUUGAAAGAAUAAAACCCACCGAUGUGAA
Molecule: messenger RNA, 2219 nt
Organism: Tachyglossus aculeatus (Australian echidna)
Lineage: Eukaryota; Metazoa; Chordata; Mammalia; Monotremata; Tachyglossidae
Gene: ARID5A
Product: AT-rich interaction domain 5A
Exons: 7
Coding region: 69-1937 (622 amino acids)
Biological process (GO): regulation of transcription by RNA polymerase II
Cellular component (GO): nucleus
Molecular function (GO): transcription cis-regulatory region binding
Source: RefSeq, a predicted model, not a curated record